AUGGUCGUGGAGACGGCUGCAAAGCCGCCGGGCAAGGCCGUCAAACCAGAUGACCCGACCGUGGUCAUUUCCAAAAUGCUGUCGUGGCUUUUGCGUCAUGGCAUCAAGCACAAAAGUGUCGGUUUGAAUUCGGAAAGUGCCGAUGGGUGGGUCAAGGUGACUGAUGUACUCGCUUCGGAAUAUUUCAAAGAGAUCACGAAAGAGAUCCUCAUGAAGGUCAUUGUGGAUUCCAAUGCGCAGAAGCUUCGCUACCAGCUUUCUCCAGACUGCGUCUACAUAAGAGCUUACAGCAGAGACGAGAAGAAGGCCUUCAAGGAAGGAGCAGCAAGCACUACAGCAUCCGUGUCUGCUCCUCCGGAAAAGAAAGGCACGUUGCGUGGAGAAGCACCAGAAUUUGUGCCUUCGUCAACCCCCAUGCUUCCAUCUAUGCAAAAUCCAGGAUAUCCACCUUGGCCGCUGCUGUAUCCACAAGCGGCCAUGAUGCCCUACGUACCCGUCCAGGUCCAGCGCAAGGGCACCGGUGAAAAAGGAGGCGUGUUUCGUGAAUUGGGGAGAAUAAAGUCUUUCUAUGAAGACAAAGGUUAUGGUUUCAUUGAGUGCCCAAGAGUCACUCAACAGUUUGGCCGCGAUCUUUUUGUUCACAAGGCUCAGCUGAAUGGCUUCAAGGUGGGAGAUGAGGUUACUGUCACAGUGACCGUAAAUGAGGCCGGAUGGCCGCAGGCGCAGGACUUGCAAUCUUCAACAGGUCAGCAGCCUGCCAGCGCAUCAAAAGGCAAGGGUAAGAGCAAGGACAAAGGCAAAGACAAGGGAAAGGAAAAGGGAGAGGGCAAAGGCAAGGAUGGCAAAGAAGCCAAGGAAGGCAAGGGCAAAGAAGGCAAGGGCAAGGAUGGCAAGUCGAAGAGCAAGGGAAAGGACGGCAAGGGCAAGAGCAAGGACAAGAAGAAAAAAGAUGAGAAUCAAGCAGAAGAAGCCCAAGAAGAGGAGCGGUAG
Messenger RNA from Symbiodinium pilosum, 990 nucleotides. The record is from the annotation of a GenBank genome assembly. NCBI's taxonomy places the organism in Eukaryota, Dinophyceae, Suessiales, Symbiodiniaceae.